AUGUCUUUCAAGACUCUCUUGCCAUUGCUUGCGCUCACUGGCGCGAGCUUGGGCUGGCAGCACAAGACUGAGGCCGAAGUCCGCGAUGCCCUCAAGGCGAACGAGCAUAGCUUAGUAGCGUUUGUUGCGCCCUCAACCGCGGCCCUCGAGAAGCACUGGUCCGCAGUUGAAGACGCGGUCCCGACCGCCCUUUCAGUAGAUUGCUCAACGUCGCCCUCGCUCUGCGCCGAAUUCGACGUUGCUUCCUACCCUGCCAUCCGCCUUUACCGCCAAGACGGCACGAAACACCACUAUCGCGGCCCCAGAAAGGCCUCUGAAAUCACCGCCUUUGUCCGCCGCAUGCUCCGUCCCGCCGUCGCUCCCCUCGACAGCAAGGCCGCGAAAUCCUUCAACAAAGACGACGACGUGGUGCUGAUUGCACACAUGGCCGAGUCCGAGACCAAUCUGCGCGAGCGCUUCGCCGAGAUGGCCGGGCGGUACCGCGACCGCUACGCCUUCGGGCUGACGACGAUCGAGGAGGCGCCCGGGCGGAUCGCGUGCUACAACAACGCCGAUGGGGCUUUCCACAUGACGUCUGAUCUGGACGAGGUCGACUCGAUGGAAAAGAUGCUGAAGAAGUGCGCUUCACAGCUCGUACCGCGGUUGACGAGGAGGAACGAGGCCGAGUAUCUGAGCGUCCGUGACCCCCGACAGUCUACAGACUCUGGCAAGUCGUUGACGUACUUCUUCUCCACGGUCGAGGAGAACCUGGACUCGUGGACGUUGGGCGUGAAACCCCUGGCGAAGCAGUACCACGAGUACAUCACCUUCGUGACGGUCGACCUCGGCGAGUAUCCCGACAUGCCCGCGCUCUUCGGCCUUCCUGCGGAUGCCCGCGAGGGCGUGGCGGUCUACAACCCGGCCGCGGGGCUAGCGUUCCCGUUCAAGGGGGAAAAGAUCACGGUCGACGCCGUUGCGCAGCACAUUGCCGACAUCUCCGAGGGCAACGCCGACGCUUGGCAGGUGGGCGAUCCUGCUACGGACGAGGAGAUUGUGGAACAGGUUCUGGACGAGGUCCCGGUGAAGGGAGGGGAGACGGAGGCGACUGGAGAGGUCAAGGAGACGACUGAGGAGAAGGUCAAGACCCACGACGAGCUCUAG
This is a messenger RNA of Colletotrichum orchidophilum, 1140 nucleotides long. RefSeq lists its product as uncharacterized. The coding region runs from base 1 to 1140 and encodes 379 amino acids. The record is from RefSeq and is a predicted model, not a curated record. The transcript is spliced from 6 exons. Gene Ontology annotation, molecular function: protein disulfide isomerase activity. Gene Ontology annotation, cellular component: endoplasmic reticulum. Lineage: Eukaryota; Fungi; Ascomycota; Sordariomycetes; Glomerellales; Glomerellaceae. Gene Ontology annotation, biological process: protein folding; response to endoplasmic reticulum stress.